AUGUCAGACAUCCACACAGAUAAAAAACACACCAUAGGAAUGCCACGACUGACACCAGAACAACGCGAGAGAGCCCUGGGUAUGAUACAGAUGGGAGCCACUCAUGCCCACAUCGCCAGAACCUUCGGUUGUUCCCGUGUUACUGUUACAAACUUGAUGCAACGCUACAGGCAAACAGGGCAGACAUCAGACAGGCCAAGAACAGGCAGACCCAGGGUGACUUCGCCCCGUGAUGACCGGUACAUGCGAACCUUGCAUCUACGACAUCGCUUCCUGACAGUGACGUCAUCAGCAAUGUAUGCCUUAGGUCACAAGGUUAGUAGACAGACAGUGGCCAGGCGACUCAGGACUCAUGGAAUAAGGGCUUACAGACCAUAUAGAGGACACUUACUGACACCACAACAUCGUCGUUUGAGACUGACAUGGGCUAGGACUGUACGACGUUGGCAGCGACGUGAUUGGCUGCGGGUUCUUUUCACUGAUGAAAGCCGGUUCUGUUUGUUCAGAGUUGAUGGAAGACAGCGUGUGUACCGCCGUAGAGGAGAACGAGUGGUUGCUUCUUGCGUUCAGGAGAUCGUGCCAUAUGGUGGAGGGAGUGUCAUGGUGUGGGGAGGUAUCUGUGCACAGGAAAGGACACCAUUGGUCAUCGUUACAGGGAUGACAUUCUUCGUCCAACUGCAAUACCAUUUCUCCAACGGCAGCCACGUGGUGUCAUUUUUCAACAAGACAACGCCAGACCUCAUACAGCCAGAAUCGUACAGAACUUCCUUAGAGCCAACAACGUAA
Messenger RNA from Gigantopelta aegis, 786 nucleotides. RefSeq lists its product as uncharacterized. The transcript has a single exon. NCBI's taxonomy places the organism in Eukaryota, Metazoa, Mollusca, Gastropoda, Neomphalida, Peltospiridae. Bases 1 to 786 code for a protein of 261 amino acids. Gene Ontology annotation, molecular function: DNA binding. The record is from RefSeq and is a predicted model, not a curated record. Gene Ontology annotation, biological process: DNA transposition; DNA integration.